GCGCGCGGCGCGGCCGGGGAUUUCCAAGCAGUGUAGCAAAGGAGACGGCGGCUGCUGCUGAUGCAGUUACACCCCGACCCUGACCCUGAUACACCCCCACCCUGGUACACCGACACCCGGCGCUGAUACACCCCCACCCUGGUACACCCCCACCCUGGUACACCCCCACCCUGAUACACCCCCACCCUGACACACCCCCACCCUGAUACACCCCCACCCUGAUACACCCCCACCCUGAUACACCGACACACAGUGGCCCUGAGACCGGGGGACACGGACACAGAGAGCUACCGGGGCCAAACGGGGGCAGAGAGAGAGGGAACGGGACACUGGAGAGGCCCCACCGACCGGGUUAGUGCAACGGGACAGACGGCCGCUAACAGGCAGCGGGACAGACGGUCGGAGGCGAACAGGCCUGACGCUGGCGUCGGUUCAAACGGCGAGGGGGACGGGCGGUGGCGGCAUGAAGAGCAGGAAACAGGAGCAGCUCCCGGGGCCGCUAUGCCCCCCAGGUCCCAGUCCGUUUCUACAAGCUGAGCAGAAUUUUGAUCUGAACGUGCUGAACGAAUAUAUCAUGAAGGACCUUGAGGACCUUCAGCCCACACAGCCAUGUGACUUCAACGAUGUCCAUAUUGGGGAGAUUAGGAACCAACUAAUGGACCAGGUACCCAGUUGGGCCUGCAACAUCACCGAUCUGCUGCCCGCCUCCGCAGGGUCCCCUCUGCUGGUCCCCAGAGGCACGGGGUCCCCCCAGCUGGUCGCCAGGGGCCCGGGGCCCACCCAGAUGCCCCCCAGGGGAGGCCUGGGGCCCAGCCAGCUGGUCAGCCGUGGCCCGGGGGCCCCACAAGCGGGUUCCAGGGGAGCGGAGGCGAAGCACCACGGGUCAGGCCGGGGCGCCAGGAGCAGGGCCCCGUCGCUCCCGGAGCCACGCUGCUUCCCCGGGCUGGGCCCCGGUAGCGUUGCCGAGGACCCGGCCCCAAGGCUGGUCAUCACCGAGCAGCCCAAGCAGCGCGGCAUGAGGUUCCGCUACGAGUGCGAGGGCCGGUCGGCGGGCAGCAUCCCCGGCGAGAACACCACCGAGAUCAACAAGACCCUCCCCACCGCCCAGAUCCAGAACUGGCAUGGGGAGGUCAAGAUGGUCAUCUCCCUGGUGACCAAGGAUACCCCAUACAAGCCUCACCCCCACAGUCUGGUGGGCAAGGACUGCCAGAACGGCAUCUGUGAAAUUACCGUCAGUCCCAAAUGCAACAUGAAGGCCAGUUUCGCUAACCUUGGCAUUCAGUGCGUGAAGAAGAAAGAAACGACCAGAGCUGUCGAACACAGGUUGAAAAUCGGGGUUGACCCGUUCAACGUUGGAGAUUCCCUCAACUACCUGGAGGACAUUGACAUGAACGUGGUGCGUCUCUGCUUCCAGGCCUUUAUCAAGGACCCAUACAUCGCCCUGACUCCCGUGCUCUCAGAACCCAUCUACGACAAGAAAGCCACCAACACGUCGGAGCUGCGUAUCUGCCGACUGAACAAGGACUGCGGAGUUUGCACGGGCGGUGAAGAGCUCUUCCUCCUGUGUGAUAAGGUGCAGAAAGAGGACAUUACUGUCGUCUUCUCCGGCGAUAGCUGGGAGGCGCGCGGCGUCUUUUCCCAGACGGACGUCCACCGCCAAAUCGCCAUCGUGUUCAAGACGCCGCCGUACAGUGACAUCGACAUCCAGCAGCCGGUGUCGGUGAGCCUGCGGCUGUACCGACCCUCCGACAAGGAGUACAGCGACCCCUUCGAGUUCCGCUACACCCCCAAGGACAUCGAUUACUAUGGCAUUCACCAGAAGUGGAAAAGGAAGAUCAAGUUCCCUCCGAUCAGCACAUUUAUUGACGCUAACAUGACUUUACCGGAAACAGCAACGGGACCGAAAAAUCCAAUGCCUUAUCGAGCGGCGGAGAGUGAGAGAUUUCCGGACUCGAGACACGCGCAAAAGCCCUGGGAGUUCUUCGACGAGAGAUACCCGACCUUCGGCCCCGAAACAUCUACGAUGGACUCCGUGAACGACUUGUACGGAGGAGGCUGCAAGAAAGAGGAGCCUGUGGACUGGAGUACCGGUCGCUACGGGGCCCGGGUGGAUGAAGUGUUGCGCGUUAGAGAGGGGGAGAUGUUUACCUCUGCAUUCGGUAGCGCCAGGCUGCAAGGGGGCGACAUGGGCCUGGCUGCUUCCGCAGAGGCGGGCUACCUGAACCCCUACACCUUCGGGGAGUUUCCUCAGGUGGACGAUGAGCUGCCCAGUAUUCUGGCCACCAGCAUCACCAUGCCAGAUGACCAAGCCGGAGGCAAAGGCUGAGAGGCGAGCCCAUUUGUAGGGUGAGAAUUGGGGGGGGCAUUUGAUUGGGAAGAGGCGGGGGAGGGGG
Messenger RNA from Amblyraja radiata (thorny skate), 2393 nucleotides. RefSeq names its product transcription factor RelB. Gene Ontology annotation, cellular component: cytoplasm; nucleus. Gene Ontology annotation, biological process: positive regulation of transcription by RNA polymerase II; canonical NF-kappaB signal transduction; response to cytokine. The record is from RefSeq and is a predicted model, not a curated record. Lineage: Eukaryota; Metazoa; Chordata; Chondrichthyes; Rajiformes; Rajidae. The transcript has 11 exons. Gene Ontology annotation, molecular function: RNA polymerase II cis-regulatory region sequence-specific DNA binding; DNA-binding transcription factor activity, RNA polymerase II-specific. Bases 464 to 2326 code for a protein of 620 amino acids.